This is a messenger RNA of Stegastes partitus (bicolor damselfish), 3522 nucleotides long. Its product is annotated as protein FAM219A-like. The transcript is spliced from 6 exons. The record is from RefSeq and is a predicted model, not a curated record. Lineage: Eukaryota; Metazoa; Chordata; Actinopteri; Pomacentridae. The coding region runs from base 157 to 723 and encodes 188 amino acids.
GCUGUCGAGUCACCUCUGUCAGGAUGGAGGAAAACGAACUGCUAUCAUGCUGAUUAACGAGGGAUCCCGACAACCGAGCAUCAUAAACCGGGAUAGUUAGGCUAAACAAAACGUUUAUCUUUCACGCCUGCAUCGUUUCUAUAGCGCUUUGCCAAAAUGAUGGAAGAAAUCGACAGAUUCCAAGUGCCUCCAGUCAACGGAGAGACGCAGCCUUUGGACCCAGCAGCAUCCUCCACCUCAGAGGCAGAGCCUGACACGAAGGGAGAGAGUGUGGCCAUGAACUACAAGCCUUCUCCAUUGCAGGUCCAAAUAGAGAAACAGAGGGACCUUGCCAGGAAGGGAUCAGUGAAGAAUGGCACCGUGGGAAGUCCUGUCAAUCAACAACCGAAGAAGAAUGCCAGGACAAGGUUGGUGGUGCCAAACAAAGGCUACUCUUCUUUAGACCAGAGCCCCGAUGAGAAGCCUCUGGUAGCACUGGACACUGACAGUGACGAUGACUUUGACAUGUCCAGAUACUCCUCAUCAGGAUACUCCUCAGCCGAGGUGAGAUGUCUGAGGGACCAGCAGAUCAACCAGGACCUGAACAUCCAGCUCCUGAAGGACGGGUACCGGCUCGAUGAGAUUCCCGAUGAUGAGGAUCUGGAUCUGAUCCCCCCUAAAGCAGUCAAUCCCACCUGCAUGUGCUGCCAGGCUGCUCCCUCCACAGCCUGUCAAAUCCAGUAGCACCCUCCCCUCCGACCCCCCCGACCCCCUAAAAUCUCCUGCCCGCCACCUGCACUGAGGCCAACUACUGACCAGAGUGGCAGCAAAGGAAGAAAAACAAUUGGCUGGCAAAGGCACAAAGGGAAAAUCAAGGGUUUAUAAAAUGCUAAAAAAAAAAGAAAAAAAAAAAGAACCUGAGAAAUUGAAUAUGUACAGUACCUGUGCAUGUUCCUCCUAUGGUAGGAUCUGUGCAUCUUACUUCUGCGUUGUUGGUUCAGCAGGGACUCGACUGAUGGCAGAAACAUUACCUCUAAGGAAAACAUGUUACUUUUGCUUCUCCUUCGUUUUGACUUCCAUGUCAUGCUCAUGGAUUUCCUGGUUUAAGAGGGCCAAGGAGGAUUGUGCGUUGUUGUGGAAGAAGCGAAACAACAAAUUCAAAUGGUAGGAACUCGACCAAAAUGCGUGAGACAUUGACAAGGUGUCAUUUGCUGUGUCAGUGGUCCAUCCGAGGAGUCGGCUUCUUCUACUGGUGUAUAAUUGAUGGUCGUAUACGGUGGACAAACAGGGAUUGGAAUCUCUGUAGUGCCCAUUUUUGUUUUUUUUCUUUUCUCAUUUCUUUCAGCCAGUCUGCUUUGUCUUCCUGUGUAAAUACGUGUCAAACAUGAAAAUGACGUGUGUGUCUGAUUAUGCCCAGGAGAAAUAGUGCUAAACCCUCAAGCUGCUGAUAAAACAUGAAAGCUUACACACUAAGGUAGUGAUCCAGAUUUUAUUUUUUUUUUGUAUCUGUUACACCGAGGUCGUAAUGCUUCAUUGUUUUCUAUUCAGUUAAAAAGAAGCUGAAAAAUGCAUGUUGCCUGUUAACACUGUGUCCUGAUGACCAGCCUGUGCGGAUAAUUUAUCACUUUUUACCGACCCCCGACCACAUCCUUUGUGCCGAGGAGAAGAUACGUGCUUUCAAGUUAGUCAUAUUUAGGUUCACCUACUGUAACACCGGUAGAUCUAGAGAAACCAUUCUAAUAAUGCCAGAAAUGAGCUCAUGAAUUAGUGUGUACUUUUGUGUGUGUUUGUUCAUGUUCGCCCCCCACAGGAGUGUGGUUGAGAUGCUUCGCAAAGGUAGCUACCACCAGUGAAGGUUGCAAUAUAGUUCAUACACUUGAGGGAGUUAUUAGAUGGAUGCAAGAAUUAGAAUUUUCUGAGUUGUGCAAUUUGAUCAUACCUGCUUUUAAGGAAUGUCUAUGGAGUGAUUCCAUAUUUCUUUCUUUCUAUUUUAUUUUUUUGAUAAGAUUGUUCUCCACGUUUUCCUUUCUUUAAACAUUUUUUUGUUAAAAUUCCUUUUUGUAAGGUUAGAAAUGUGUGCAUUUCCCUCCCGAAGUACACUAUAACUUAUUUGUCGGAUGUGCGACAAGAACUGUACAUGUAGCAUCACACUCAGCUGUGGAUUGUCAAUGCUUUAUGCCAUUCAAUGUUCUCCAUGGAGUUCUAUAGGAAGUUGCCCUUGUUGUUCAGAAGUACUGAAUGUACACUGUCUGUUUUAUCAUAUGUUCUUUGUUUACAUCUCUCUGAAGACGCUUGCAGAACUCAGCAGGGAUCAGCUAUUUUUUCUCCCAAGUAGAUCAAGCUGAGUUUCUCCAAAAACACUGUAAUGACGAGAGAGAAGUGCAAAACUUCCUGAUUGUGACACCUACAUAAAAACAUUUCUCUUGAAAAUAACUGAUAAGCUUCUGUUCAGCUUACGGGAGAAAUAGCUGGCUACUCUCAGUGUUCUGUUGACUGAUGUUGAAGGGAUUUGAAAUACGGUGCACAUCUACUAAGAACAGUCUCAUUGUGAGUGUCUUUUUAGAUAUGUGACUGUGUUUUUUGGGGGAACGUUGCAUUAAUCUGUCAUAACUGUUAAUCUGCGCAUUUCAACAGGUUUACAUUUUUAUAAUGAAAAUCUCAGUGUAAUAGAAACGGCAACAAAGACUGAUUAGAGAUGCAGUGUGCACUCAGUCUUAGUUGUUCCUUUUCUUUCUUUUCCUUUUGGUUUGCAGUAAUGCCAGAUCUGCAAGCAUUUAUGUAUGGGAUGUCAAAAGAGGAAUAUUUGCUUUGGUCAAAUAGAUGAAUGAAUGGUACUGUGUGUAUCGCAUAAAAACAACUAAUGUCUACGUGGAUAGAGAAAAGGAUCGUUUUAAUCUUGUUUCAACCUUUUUUUUUGAUUAGUUUUACUGGUUAAACCACCCAGACAUCUCUGUGACCCAGUAAGAAAAUAUCUCCCUUCUCUUAUCACCGAUAUCCCCGAUACAGCCUUUUGUUUCUGCAACAUUUGAUUUACAAAAGUGCACACACGUUAAAAGAUCAUUUACGAUAAGAAGGUGCCAUGUUUGUAGAUAAUAAAAAAGUAGAAAACUGUCACCAGUGCAGCUACUAGUUGGACCGGUAGCUGUGUUUAGUUAACAGAAACACGGAGGGACUGACUGCGUGGUCGACUGCGGUGCUGCAUUUUUCCACCGUUAACAUCAUCCCAAUGGAUUUGCACACAAGUCAUCACGGUUGUCUUAUACUGAGUGCAAUACUUGUGGCUAAUGUAUAAAUUGAGGCAUAGCUUCACUAACUUCUUGAGUUUAUAGUAAUUCGUUGUAACAGAAGCUAUUUAUUUGCAGUUGUGUGUUUUUUCCAUUUUAUUUUCAUGUAUGGGAAAUACUUCAUAUACAGACAGACGCUUUUUAUUUGUCAGAUGCUUGUUAUGACGAUUGUGAACUGGUUCCAUUUAGAUUUUAACAGUGUUAAAGUUCUGUGUAUAGUGCAACAUAUCAAAAAAAAAUAAAUAUUAGGUAUCUCAAG